This is a messenger RNA of Acanthocheilonema viteae, 846 nucleotides long. Lineage: Eukaryota; Metazoa; Nematoda; Chromadorea; Rhabditida; Onchocercidae. The record is from the annotation of a GenBank genome assembly.
AUGCCGUCAAUAUCAGCUCUCUCACCUUAUUACUAUAAAUCAUUUCGUCCUUUGAAAAAUGAUUAUAAGACUUCGAGAAGUUUUGGUAACGGACAUCCAACUUCCACAUGUUACACGAAUGCACAACAAUCUGCACAGUUCACGCAGUCUCUUUUUCGCUUAGUAUUGCAAAGUCAGACCGCAUAUGCUCAAUACGUGAAGCUCAUAGCAUUGUUCGUAUUUGCUGUUGUCCAUGUUGUCUAUAUGAUACCAUUCUUACACGCUUUCGCGGCUGUGGCUUCCGGCAUGGAUAUGACUGAUGUGACGCCUAGCAUUGGAUCGUUCCAUCUUCGACAUUUCGUUGAAACUCUUGCUGAUUACAAGAAGAACAUGUGGAUGAUUGUGGGUAGUAUGUGUGUUGCGCUGUCUACUUCGUGUUUUAUCCUUAUGUUGAAUACUUCAUCACGGAAGAUUGCUUAUGAUAUUGUUAUACGGGGCAUCGAUCUUUUGACUUUUGGUACUUUACCAUUUUUUUUGAUCGCUAGGCUGAUUUUAUUAAACAGCAUCUUUGAGCAACUACCUGUUGUACUCCGUGAAAUUCAAUUCUUACAAUAUUCAAAGCAACUAAGUACCAUACUUCAUUGCUCAUUUGUACCUGUCAAAAAGGUCUCAUUAUGCGAUCAGGUUAUACGAAAUGCUCUUUUUCCGGCAUACAUAAUCAAAUUUCUCAUUAUCUUGGCCAUCUUAACAAUUGCUUACAUGCUGUUGGCUUAUUUAAUCGAAUGGUGUUUGAGACACUGGUUUCCACCGCAGUGCAGUCCUUCCAAACACACAUCCAUCUAUGCGCCAAUCUCCAUGACUGUUUAA